AUGCCAGGCCUAUCAAACAAUAUUGUGAUAAAUAUCACCGAUGGCGGCUCAACAGGCAGAGGCAUUCUUAUAGGCAUCUUAUCAGCGUUUGGCUCGGCAGGUGUUGCGGUCUUAGUAUUAGCCGUCUUCUUCUUCUUUCGCUAUACCAACCGUGGUCGCAUUCUUCUUGAUCGGAUAGGCCGACCUGGCGAGUUUGACGAUGAGCAAGCGUUUAUUCGAGAAGAGGCCGAGGCCUUGGAGUCGAUGGAUGAGAUGCAAAGGGCGGAGUAUCUGAGAGCAAAAGCAUUUGUACAAGCCAAUCCGCCCGAGACGAUACACACCGAUAUCUCGUUAUCGCAGUUCUUAGCUAUUCAAGAGAAGGGAGUUUCAGCUUUUGAGUUCGAGCCAGAGCUGGAAAUUGCCAAUUGCUUCGUCGAGGCCAGGACCGAGAUAGAAUUCUUCGACUCCGAGUGCAGUGUGCAGAGCAACCUGCCGGUCCCGAAGCAGAAUGAGGUCUACUACUGGGAGGCCAAGAUCUACGACAAACCCGACAGCAGUUUGAUCAGUAUCGGCAUGACAACCAAGCCUUAUCCAUUGUUUCGGUUACCAGGCUUUCACAAAACGUCAGUAGCAUACCUGUCGACUGGCCACAGACGCUUCAAUCAGCCUUUCACCCCAACUCCAUUUGGCCCGUCGUACGUUCAGGGAGAUGUCGUUGGCGUAGGAUACAGACCUCGGACGGGUACAAUAUUCUUCACGCGCAAUGGCAAACGACUGGAUGAAUUUGCGCACAACCUGAAGACCCAGAACUUCUUUCCUACUGUGGGCGCAAAUGGUCCUUGUACAGUUCACGUCAAUUUCGGACAGAUGGGGUUUGUAUACAUCGAGGCAAACGUGAAGAAAUGGGGACUGGCGCCAAUGACAGGUAGUCUGGCCCCGCCGCCGCCAUAUGGCAGUGAACAGGGCAGUAUACUGUUGGAGACGGGAAGAGAAGGCAUUCGAGAGCCGCAGUAUAUGCCUGGACACUCACGAACGAGGAGCGGACUGGCUCGAUUGGGUCUCCCUGGAGGCAACGCUGGCCCAGUGAGGACGCCGACAGACAUCUCGCUGGCCCAACUGUCUCACAUAUCGCCACACGAGUUCAGCCCAGCAGCUAGUGCUAGCCUCGUGGAUGUAGCGACGUGCAACAUCAGCCGGUUGAAAAUACACCAGCCGGCCAGCAGAUCAUACAGCCACCUGAAUAUACGAGCCCGACAGGAAGCACUCGAAGCAGUGAGUCGGAUGAUGAGCGACGGCCACGAAGACCUCGAGUUCGAAGUGGUCCGCCCAUACCAAGCUAUGAGGCAGCGCUGGGUGAGCCUGGAAGCUCAGUGCGGUCAUGAACAGAUACCCAGCAAUUUUAUGAAUGAAAAUUAG
Cyphellophora attinorum is the source of this 1395-nucleotide messenger RNA. Its product is annotated as Protein SSH4. Gene Ontology annotation, molecular function: protein binding. The transcript has 3 exons. Lineage: Eukaryota; Fungi; Ascomycota; Eurotiomycetes; Chaetothyriales; Cyphellophoraceae. Bases 1 to 1395 code for a protein of 464 amino acids. The record is from RefSeq and is a predicted model, not a curated record.